CUAAAACUCGUUUCGCUCUCCCCACAUUCGAAAAACUCUUAUCUUUCUUCUGUAAACAGAGCAAGCGAUUCCGAUGGCUGCCACGUCAUCUCCGCCGUGUCAUAUCUCAGUCUCCUUACUCCGUCAUCUUCCUCCUUGUACCACCGUUCAAUUCUUCGGUUUCUUACCGACGGUUGGUACCCAACAUAACCGGGGCCGGUUAACGGUUACCCGGAAUAAUCUAGCGCAGGAUUUUCUAGGAGAUUUUGGAGCUCGUGACCCUUACCCGGAGGAGAUAGCGAGUCAGUUCGGAGAUAAAGUGUUGGGGAACCAAAGCACUGAGCAUAAGAUUCUGAUUCCUAACGCCUCUGUUCUCUCCCUCUCGCAGCUUCAGUGCUCCCCUGUUUCGCCUUCUCAGGCUCCUUUAUCCGCCGAUGAUGCCAAAACGCUUCUCCAUAAGGUUUUGGGAUGGAGUAUAGUGGAGGAUGAAGCAGGUGGUCUGAAAAUUAGAUGCAUGUGGAAAGUGAGGGAUUAUGGGUGUGGUGUUGAACUUAUAAAUCGGAUCCAUAAGGUUGCUGAAGCUUCUGGUCAUUACCCUUCUCUCCAUUUGGAAAAUCCUACACAAGUUAGAGCUGAACUAUCUACUUCUUCCAUUGGAGGGUUAAGCAUGAACGAUUUUAUAAUGGCGGCAAAAAUAGAUGACAUCAAGACUUCUGAUCUUUCCCCUAGGAAAAGAGUUUGGGCAUGACAAUCUUGGUUUCUUUUCUUUUUUGUUUUGUUAUUUUGUCGGGAUAACGAUAUUUCAUUAUUUUGUAACAUUUUUGUUUGAUUAUGUAUAAUGUUCAUGAUGGAUUCUUAAUUGUGUAUGGUUUGGUAUUCAUGUCAAGUUAUAUAUAUAGAAGCUUAUGUAUCCAUCAUCAUCUUGUAAAGCAUUUUAGCAUCAGAAGUAUAUCGAGAUCUAACAUCUUAUAUAAAGAUCAAA
This is a messenger RNA of Thlaspi arvense, 961 nucleotides long. Lineage: Eukaryota; Viridiplantae; Streptophyta; Magnoliopsida; Brassicales; Brassicaceae. The record is from the annotation of a GenBank genome assembly.